Penicillium malachiteum is the source of this 318-nucleotide messenger RNA. RefSeq lists its product as uncharacterized. The transcript has a single exon. Lineage: Eukaryota; Fungi; Ascomycota; Eurotiomycetes; Eurotiales; Aspergillaceae. The record is from RefSeq and is a predicted model, not a curated record. The coding region runs from base 1 to 318 and encodes 105 amino acids.
AUGCCACCAAAGAGUGCCCAAGAUUCCUCCGCAAUGCCCGAAGCCCAAGGCUUAAAAUAUGACGAAUCAGAGAUGACUCUCUUCCAUGCCAAAUUAUCUUAUCACUCGACAAUUGAGGAGCGUAUGAAUUCGAAGGACAAUAACUUGGCGUCCAUAACAGAGGCACAAGGAAAACUGUUGAAGAGAUGGGAGCUGUUAAGGCAGACUGAGAAAGAGCUAGCUGAACAGGGCAGAAGCCUUACUCCGGCUGAUAAAACAUUGUUGGCACAGUUAGCAUGGCGAUAUAAAGAGCUGGAGAAAGCAGCUACGAAUGGUUGA